Molecule: messenger RNA, 121 nt
Organism: Ambispora gerdemannii
Lineage: Eukaryota; Fungi; Glomeromycota; Glomeromycetes; Archaeosporales; Ambisporaceae
Source: the annotation of a GenBank genome assembly
UUGGUUAUCAGAAACUACAGAAUGCUUUCUCUUACUUCAUUCACCCUGCACCAUUCCGUCUUCCUCAAAUGCGAAUAGUCAUAGUGAAAAAACAGCAAGAACACCUGAACGCAAUGCAUAA